Messenger RNA from Episyrphus balteatus (marmalade hoverfly), 999 nucleotides. RefSeq names its product coenzyme Q-binding protein COQ10, mitochondrial. The coding region runs from base 132 to 740 and encodes 202 amino acids. Gene Ontology annotation, cellular component: mitochondrion. Gene Ontology annotation, molecular function: ubiquinone binding. Gene Ontology annotation, biological process: ubiquinone biosynthetic process; cellular respiration. NCBI's taxonomy places the organism in Eukaryota, Metazoa, Arthropoda, Insecta, Diptera, Syrphidae. The transcript has 3 exons. The record is from RefSeq and is a predicted model, not a curated record.
CACAAAACGUCAGUGUGCCAAAGCAAAUUUGCAAAAAAAUACAAAAAUGAUGUAUCCAACAGUUUCGAGUCAGUAUUCGUAGUUUAAACUAUUUUUUUAAUCGACUAUUUUAAUAACAAAACAUUUUGAAAAUGUUUAGAAAAGUACGUAGUAUAGUACCCGUUAAAGGUAUCUACAAGGCUGCAUGUGAAUUUUCUACCUCACAAGGAAAUUUGGAAAGAUCAUUCUUUACUAUCAGUGAUUUAACAAACAGAAACAAGGAAUAUGUUAAAAAAGAACUAUUGGGAUAUUCCAUGGCCGAGAUGUACGAAGUCGUUGCCGAUGUUAAAAACUAUUACCAAUUCGUGCCAUAUGUGAAAAAAUCCCAUGUGCACAGUCAAAGAGGGGAGAACUUUCGAGCUGAUUUAAUUGUUGGAUUCCCACCCCUCAACGAAAAAUAUACAUCUAAUGUAACACUUGAAGAACCGAAAUUAGUACAAGCUGUAUGUAAAGAUGGACGAUUAUUUAACUAUUUACUCAAUGAAUGGCGAUUCAGCCCUGGCCUCAAAGAUAUUCCACAAUCGUGUGUGUUGGACUUUAAAGUGUUGUUUGAGUUUAAGUCAAUUAUUCACAGUAACAUUGCCAAUUUGUUUUUCGACUUGAUAUGCGAUCAAAUGGAAAGUGCAUUCCAAACUGAAGCACAAAGACGAUUUGGUCCACCAUCGAUCAAAAGCCAUAUCCUCUCUUCGAAGCGAUCGUGACAAGAUACAAAUUUAGAGAAUUGAGAUACCUUCUUGUGUAAAAAUAAACAAAACUGAGCACUUUUUUUUAACUAAAAUUUACAUUAGAUAUGCUGUGUGUGCUAAAGGAACCAUUUAAAUGGUUUGAAAUCUACUCUAAAUGAUAUUUAUUUUAUGUUAGUCUUUUUAUUAAAAAAUGAAACCAAAUGUUAUAUUAUUUUUAUUUUGUACAUAAAUUUAUUAUAAUCGUGGAUGUAAAUAAAGUUAUGUAAUUAAUAAA